Penicillium cosmopolitanum is the source of this 1719-nucleotide messenger RNA. RefSeq lists its product as uncharacterized. Bases 1 to 1719 code for a protein of 572 amino acids. Gene Ontology annotation, molecular function: RNA binding. Gene Ontology annotation, biological process: mRNA cis splicing, via spliceosome. Lineage: Eukaryota; Fungi; Ascomycota; Eurotiomycetes; Eurotiales; Aspergillaceae. The transcript is spliced from 6 exons. The record is from RefSeq and is a predicted model, not a curated record. Gene Ontology annotation, cellular component: precatalytic spliceosome.
AUGCCACCGGAAUCCACCUCAUCCAAGGGUGGAGGCAUGAUGUCUCUAUACGCCAAUCUCCUUGAUCCCUCCGCCGAGUCCGCCCCGGGCACCAUCUCCCGCGCUCCCGUGGUCUUCAAGCAGUCCGACGACGCGCAACCCGACGAGUCUGCUGCAAAGAAGCAGCAGUUCAAUCCUGCCUCUCUUCGAUUCCAACCAACCAUAAAACGACCUCAACUCGCCAACCAGAAGCCCAAAGCUAAACCCGCCCUCCCCAAAGCGACUGCACCACCAGCUGUUCAAGAUCCAACCCAUACUGCUACAUCUAUAUCUGCACCUGCAUCUGCACCUGCACCUGCACCUACUGGAAAAACUACACUUGCCGACUGGGCCGCUAUAGAAGAUGACGACUUUGGAUAUUAUAUGGGCGAGAAGCGGCAACGAGGCGGUCGAAAGAAGCGCAAGAAGAACAACAACACCCGCGAGGAGCGAUCCAUCCCGCAAAACUGGGAUGAUAUUUACGACCCCUCACGACCAAAUAACUACGAAGCAUACCGCCAUAGCGACGAGAAGAUCCUUGAAGUUCGAGAGUGGAAAGAUCGCCUAUAUGCCCAUCGCAUGAGGCGGUCGCCGAGCAUGGACUCGGAUAGCGAUUAUGAACGCCCAGUCAACCGCAACUUCGCGCCGCCCAGCAGCUUUGCGCCACCGCCAAACCUCAAUGAUAUCCCUCCUCCCCCUCCACCACCCGCGUCAAUCCCCGACGAUGCCUCUGGCGACGAUGCUUUUGCACGCCGUGCGCGUAUGGGUCAGCCUUCCAGCAAUGAUGCCCCCAUACCCGAUAAUUAUCACUCCCAACCCCCGCCUCCACCAGAAGAACCUCCUGCUCCUCCACCUCCAAACGACCCUACCGGCGAAGACGCAUAUAUGCGCCGACAACAACAGACCCAACCUCCACCGCCACCUCCAUCACUCCCACCUUCACGCUCGACAGAUAAUUUCCAACCCGCCUCUGCAACUAUAUCCCGAGCGCCAGUCCGCUACACACUUCCCCCCGCACCAGCCGAUAUCCCAGCUUCAGAAGCGGAACUCGAACAAGUCAUCGCAUCAGAAGAAGCCCCCGAGAACGAAGCCGAAGCCGAAGCCGAAAACUCAAGCAACGAGAGCACCGCGCCCCGCUCCCUACGCCCGGGCCAGAAGGGCUUCGCAGAGCGCCUUCUCUCAAAAUACGGUUGGACAAAGGGUUCCGGUCUGGGCGCGGAUGGAUCAGGUAUCGCGAAACCUUUGCAAGUCAAGGUUGAGAAGCGGAAGAAAAGGCCUGAUUCUGAGGGCGGGGGAUUUGUUACGCCUUCUGGACGGGGUACGAUUAUUGGGGGGAAGAGGAAGGGGGGUGAGGAUCCGGGGAAAUUUGGAUCUAUGAGUGAGGUUAUUGUUUUGAGGGGGAUGCUUGAUGGGAUGGAUUUGGAUACGGAGUUGAGUGGGGAAGGUGGUGGAUUGAUGCAGGAGAUUGGGGAAGAAUGUUCUGAGAAGUAUGGAAGUGUAGAACGCGUCUACGUCGCCAGAGAUGUCGGAACCCCAGUUCCAGUAUUUGUCAAAUUCACCAGCCCAUUAUCUGCUCUACGGGCUGUCAAUGCCCUCGAAGGACGAAUCUUCAACGGAAACGCGAUCACCGCGCGAUACUUUGACCCGGAGAAAUUUGCGCAGGCUGCCAGUGCUCUCCUAUUUGGAGUUUCAUCGGAGUAA